This is a messenger RNA of Anolis sagrei ordinatus, 543 nucleotides long. The record is from RefSeq and is a predicted model, not a curated record. Lineage: Eukaryota; Metazoa; Chordata; Lepidosauria; Squamata; Anolidae.
AUGUGCAAAUUUGGCACAGGGGACACCUUGAUAGUAACUUGCACCAACAGUGCCACGAGUAUAUUUGCAGGCUUUGUCAUUUUUUCAGUUAUUGGAUUCAUGGCAAAUGAGCUCAAAGUUGACAUUGAAGAUGUUGCAGACCAAGGUCCUGGAAUUGCCUUUGUAGUAUAUCCUGAAGCCUUAACUCGGCUUCCUCUUUCUCCAUUCUGGGCUAUUAUUUUCUUCUUGAUGCUCCUAACACUUGGCUUGGACACCAUGUUUGCCACUAUUGAGACAAUAGUGACAUCAGUUGCAGACGAGUUUCCAAAGUACUUACGUACCCACAAGCCUCUGUUCACUCUUGGAUGCUGUGUUUCCUUUUUCAUCAUGGGCUUUCCUAUGAUCACUCAGGGUGGAAUGUACAUGUUGCAGCUUGUGGACACCUAUGCAGCUUCUUACUCUCUGGUUAUAAUAGCCAUUUUUGAACUUGUUGGCAUUUCAUACAUUUAUGGUAAGAAAAACAUAAGUGAUGUGUCCAUCACACAAAUGUUGCAUGGUCGAUAA